AGAAUAUGAAUCCAUUCGGUCCGCCCGCCCCCCCGUACACCUUUUUCCGACGAUUGUUCAAGUUCUCCCUUUCUUGCGGUAGCGUCGCCAUGCGUACGCGUGUUCUUAGGUCUGCACUUCAUGGAUUUCGUAGAAGCCGGCCCCCUUGGUUGGGGAUGAACUUUGCUGCGUUUAUCAUCAACCACCCUCCGUCAGAGAAUGUCCGCCAAUCUGUAGCCUGUGGGGCUCAAGCAAAUGAUUUCAGUUUCGCCUGUAUUUUAGUGUUAGGGCGACUAUCGACUCAUGGGGAAGAACAAGAAAAAUGUUAUGCACGAUGCUGCUGGUAAGAAGAUUAUGCACCCGGCAGAUGCCAUACGAAAGCAAGCAAAGAAACGUCGGUUAGAGAAGGUGAAAAAGGAACGCCACCAGAAUUUCGAGAAGAAGCUUCUUAGCAUGAACCCAGAAGACAUUGAGUCAGAUAUUCGUGACUUCAAGGACGAGCUGGAGCGAAAAAAGGCUUCCAAGCAGGACAUCUCCAAGUGGAAGACAGAUAAACUCAACCGCCUUGAAGUGAAUUUUAAGAAGCUGAAGGAGAAGAUAGUGGACAAAGCCAAGGAGCGUGCGGCUCGGCCGAGGGGCGCGCACGAGAUAGACUUCGAGGAGCUGAAGAUAUUUCGGAAGUACUCGGUAUUCUACCACCCAGUGACGAACCCUUACGGAGCGCCACCGACGGGUCAGAUCUUGAUGUACCGACACCCCGACGGCUCCACGAAGCGCGAGCCGCCGGAGCUGUCGGACGAGAAGCUGGCCGCCGUGGCUGAAGACCAGGCCGGCGCCGGCAGCGCCUCGGGGGAAGACGGGUCCGAGGAGGAUUCCGGUUCCGAGGAUGAGGACGACGAGCCGAUGCUCCCCCCUGCGCUGCCGGGCGCUCCGGCGGAGCUGCCCCCGGGCCUGCCGCCGCUCAUCGGCGCCGGCCUGCCGCCAGGGGGCCUCCCGCCGCAGGCGCUGCCAGCCCUGCCGCCCGGGCUACCCCCAGGAGUGGCGCUGCCGCCCCUCCCGCUCGGGCAGCCUCCCCUGCCCAGCGGGCAACCCCCGCUGCCGAGAGGGCCGGCGCUGCCACCGGGGCAGCCGCCCCUGCCACCGGGGCAGCCGCCCCUGCCUCUAGGGCAACCGCCGCUGCCCCUCGGGCAGCCGCCGCUGCCCCUUGGGCAACCGCCGCUGCCCCCAGGAAUGCCCCCGCUGCCCGUGGGACCGCUCGGCGCCGGCACUGGGCCGCUGUCCAAAGACGCCUUCGCGGCCGAGAUGGCCCAGGCGGGCCUCUGCGCGCCUGUGGCCGCCCUGCGGCCGCCCGGGCCGCCCGGGCCGCCCACCCGGCCCUCGCCGCGCACAGGCGGAACGGUGGCUGCCUCCCCGUCUGUGACCGUUAGCGACCUCCCGGCGGGCGCCAAGCCGCCACCGCCGCCUCCAAAGAAGGCCGCGGCCCCGAAGCCCCUGCCGAAGGCGGCCACAUUCUUCACGCCGACGAACCUGCGGACGAAGAAGGUGUCGCAGGUGGCGGGAGGCGUCUUGCAGGCGUCGUCCUCGUCGCUGUCCAUGGCGAAGCGGAAGGAGGUGCUGCUGCGGGAGGUGCCGACGGUGGGGCAGGCCCCGAGCAUCGACGACGCCUUCAAGGACUUCAUGAGCCAGAUGGACGACGACUGACCGCGGGGCGCAGAGGGGGUCCCGUGCGCGCCGCCGCCGAGCGCCCCUCCAGCGCGCCCGCGGAAAAGAGGGGGGGAGGGACGGCACGGACACGGCCACCCGUUCGUGGUUUCCCUUUAAGAUCAGAUCAGGC
This is a messenger RNA of Prorocentrum cordatum, 1813 nucleotides long. The record is from the annotation of a GenBank genome assembly. Lineage: Eukaryota; Dinophyceae; Prorocentrales; Prorocentraceae.